Molecule: messenger RNA, 2080 nt
Organism: Tribolium madens (black flour beetle)
Lineage: Eukaryota; Metazoa; Arthropoda; Insecta; Coleoptera; Tenebrionidae
Product: facilitated trehalose transporter Tret1-like
Exons: 3
Coding region: 162-1652 (496 amino acids)
Biological process (GO): carbohydrate transport; transmembrane transport
Cellular component (GO): membrane
Molecular function (GO): sugar transmembrane transporter activity
Source: RefSeq, a predicted model, not a curated record
UCUGAUUAGAAACAUGUGUUGACUGUUGACAUUUGUUGAUGUGUUUUGUCGUUGCUCUUUGUUUCGUGGGUUUAGCAAAACACAUCAAUUUUUCCAAUUAGAAAUUAGAACAGAGGUCCCAGCAUCGUAAUUCACACUUCUCGUCAUUGAUAAUCUUGAAAAUGAGUCAGGACAAAGUGUCGUUGUUACGGGAUCCAACUGCAGGUGUUUCAGUCUCACCAGAUAGUAGAAGUUAUGAUUCAGUGGAUCCGCCGUCCUACAGCGCUGAACAUGGUGCACAAAUUAGUUUUGUUCCUCGACGGUUCCCCCAAUACGUGGCCGCAUUAACAGCAACUUUAUCCGCCCUUGCAGCCGGGGCCGUCCUUGGGUGGACUUCCCCCAUCUUGAACGAAAUUCAACACGGUAAAUUUCACAAUAUUACAGUCAACAGCAACCAGAUGGGCUGGAUUGGCUCGUUCGUCACUCUAGGUGGCAUGACAAUGUGCAUUCCUACUGGUUUUCUGUGUGACCUAAUAGGCCGCAAAAAAACCCUACUCCUCCUCAUUGUACCUUUCGCCAUUGGUUGGUCAUUAAUCCUUUUUGCAAAAUCAAUAGUAAUGAUAUAUUUGGGUCGCUUGAUCACCGGGAUGGCCGCCGGCGCUUCAUGCGUGGCAGCCCCCUUGUACACCAGCGAAAUCGCCCAAAAAGAGAUACGCGGCACUCUCGGCAGUUACUUUCAGUUGAUGGUAACCAUUGGAAUUAUAUUCGCUUAUUUGGCAGGAAAAUUCCUCACGUCCAUGGGGUACACGAUUUUUUGCGCCUCUCUUCCGGUUGUUUUCAUUGUUUUGUUUGCGUUUCAACCGGAAACUCCGGCGUUUUGUUUGAGGAGUGGGCUCUAUGAUGAUGCUCUGAGAGCAUUGGUUAGGUUGAGGGGCCCGUGUGAAAGCAACGAAGCCGAAUUGGCUGAAAUUGAAGGGACUUUGAAGGAAAGCCUCGAGAGUUCGGUUUCGAUAUCGCAGACUUUUCAGAAAAAGGCUAAUAUUAAAGCGUUUGUGAUCGCUUUCUCGUUAAUGUUUUUCCAGCAGUUUAGUGGAAUUAACGCUAUUAUUUUGUAUUCGAGCGAUAUAUUCGCGUCAGCUGGGUCUAAUCUCGAUGCAAAUACUGCAGCGAUUAUAGUGGGUGCGUUUCAAGCAGUCGCUACGUUUGUUUCGUCUUUAAUGAUUGAUAAAUUGGGGCGGAAAAUCCUCCUGUUGACCUCAUCCAUAGUUAUGGCUUUUUCAACUUUAGUUUUGGCGAUUUAUUUCACUUUGAAGUAUCGAACGGCCAUUGAUGGUGCUGUUUUGCACGAAAUCGGUUUCAUACCGAUUGUUUCUUUGUGUCUUUUUGUUGUAGUUUUCUCAAUAGGUUUGGGUCCUAUUCCGUGGAUGAUUUCUUCGGAAAUUUUUACUCCAGAAAUUAAAAGUAUAGCCAGUUCAGGUGCUGGUACUUUUAACUGGUUUCUAGCGUUUUUAGUAACUAAAUUUUAUCUUCAAGUAAACGAAUGUGUAGGACAGGAUUCUACUUUUUAUGCAUUUUCGAUUCUCUCCCUUUUGGGGGGUGUUUUUGUUUAUUUUGUGGUACCUGAGACCAAAGGUAAAACAGUCGAACAAGUACAAGCAGAACUGGAACGUUAAAUCAUAAUUCUUUUGUAUUAACUGUUCUUUUCACACAAUGUCUCAAAGUACAUAUAUGAAUGUUUAAAUACUUAUGUGUUAUAUGUACAAAUGCCAAACUGGUGCUAAUGAUAAUUAAAAUCUUCAUUGAUUAUUACUAUGUGCACCAAUUCCCAAACGUACAAGAAGUGAUGUACUUAUUUUAAGUGAAGAUUCGUAUCAACUGACAAAGUUUUUCAUGUAAUGUAUUAAUAAGCCAGGGUAAUUAAUUAAUUAAUUAUUAAGCAUUUAAUUACUUGAGUAAUUAUCAUAAGACAGAAAUAACCAACGUUUUUAUAUUUUUUUUUGACAGUAAUUGCUUUUUUUGCUUUUAUUAAGUAGAUAUAUGAUUUUAUUCAAAAAAUGUCCAUUUGUUAUUAGUCAUUAAAAAAUGAAUGUUCUCAUUUGUA